This is a messenger RNA of Ascochyta rabiei, 1584 nucleotides long. RefSeq lists its product as uncharacterized. The record is from RefSeq and is a predicted model, not a curated record. NCBI's taxonomy places the organism in Eukaryota, Fungi, Ascomycota, Dothideomycetes, Pleosporales, Didymellaceae. Gene Ontology annotation, molecular function: transmembrane transporter activity. Gene Ontology annotation, cellular component: membrane. Gene Ontology annotation, biological process: transmembrane transport. The transcript has 3 exons. Bases 1 to 1584 code for a protein of 527 amino acids.
AUGGGUUCCACCACGUAUGCUGAGACAGAUCAAUCACUAUCAAAACUUCCUGGACCGCUGAGAGACGAGCCGUCUGUUUCUACACUGCUUAGUGCAAGACCAAUCAGCCCGCUAGCCGUCGGAACGGAUGAAGGAAAUGAGAGUUCCGUACAAAGCAAACCAGUUACAGUAGUUGUAAUUACGGUUUGCGCCACUGGGUUGAACGCUUUGCUAGCUAGUCUGGUCAUUAUUACCUUUCCAACGAUUGCGAGUGAUUUACAUCUUAGUCCAAAGUUACAAUUAUGGCCGACGUCUGUCUAUUCUUUGACCUGCGGGUGUACACUCCUCCUCCUAGGCUCUAUUGCUGAUGCUGUUGGGAGUAGGCCAAUGUACCUUGCUGGCUGUGUGUUACAGACUGCCUUUACACUUGCUUGUGGUCUUGCACAAACAAGUGCGCAGAUUAUUACUUUUCGCGCUUUUGGCGGAAUCGCAUCUUCAUUCCUCCUUCCCACAGCCGUUAGCAUCGUUUCUGAAACCUUCCCAGAUGGCAAGCAGAGAAACAUGGCGUUUGCCUUGCUAGGUGGAUCGCAGCCAGUUGGGUUCUCCGUGGGCCUAUUGCUUGGUGGUCUUCUUCCAGAUUGGAGAUGGGGCUUUCACAUAGCUGCAAUCAUCAGCGGCAUCGUCUUUGUUUUGGCAUUCUGGGCGCUCCCCCUCAGGAACCAGAAGAGGUCCGACCUAUGGACGCACUUGAAGCACAAAGUAGAUUGGGUCGGCAUUAUCAUUGGAAGCGCUUCUGUUGGGUUACUUUCUUAUGCAUUCACAACGAUAACGGAUCAUCCAUCCAACAUUACGAAGCCUGGAACACUGGUCACGCUAAUCUUAUCUGUCGUAUUAGCCCCAGCAUUCGUGUUUUGGGUUGGCCGUCAAGAACGACUUGGAAAGGCUGCAGUGAUCCCAAAUUCACUGUGGCGCAACCGAAUCUUCACAACUAUUUGUCUCGGGUUAUUCUUGACCUGGGGUGCCGUGACAAGCUCAGACUCCUACCAAAGUCUAUUUUUCCAGGAAGUCCAGAGUAACUCUCCGUUGCAGACGUCUCUCCGAUUUCUGCCCGGCGUAGUGUCUGCGACGAUCAGCACUUUAGUUGUAGGAUUUCUUGCUCACAGAGUUCACGUUGGAUGGGCUGUUUCAUGUGGUAUGUUGCUUACAGCUGUAGGUAUUCUUCUUAUGGCCAUUAUACAACCUCAAUGGUCGUAUUGGACAUGUGCAUUUCUAGCGGUUAUUUUAAGUCCUAUUGGCGGAGAUGGGCUCUACACUAUAUCUAAUUUGGUUGUCACAUCUGUGUUUCCUCGACAGACGCAGGGACUUGCAGGAGGCGUGCUUAACACAAUCACCCAACUCGCAAAGACAGUAUCCCUAGCAACAAGUGGGGCAAUAGCAGGCAGUGUAACGUCUCGCAGUCAGUACAGUUUGAAGACAUCGCCGUUAGCUCUGAUGGAAGGGUACAGAGCCGCUUUUUGGUACUUUUUUUCUUUGUCUUGCGCUACAAUUUUACUUUUCGCCUGGGGCUUAAGGGGCAUCGGCAGACUCAAUUUGAAAAAAGCGUAG